This is a messenger RNA of Clonostachys solani, 1629 nucleotides long. The record is from the annotation of a GenBank genome assembly. NCBI's taxonomy places the organism in Eukaryota, Fungi, Ascomycota, Sordariomycetes, Hypocreales, Bionectriaceae.
AUGUCGAAAGAAGAGAGUACGGCAGAUGCCAUAGAGCAUGGCCGUGACCCAGAUACCCAGAGCGUCCAUCAAAAGGAUGAAUUGAAGUACAGGGCCAAGCUGGCCACUGAGAGGGAACAUAACCUCUCUCUCAGAAAUGCCUUGAACUUGUAUCCCAAGGCUAUUGCCUUCUCUCUGCUCUUCUCAUCUGCUAUCAUCAUGGAGGGCUAUGACCUUGCGUUGAUUGGUUCUUUCUACGGAUACACUGCCUUUCAAAACAAAUUUGGCGACCAGCCUGGUCCAAAUGGAGGAAGAGUUGUUUCUGCCGAUUGGCAGACAUAUAUUCAGAAUUGCGGCAUGGUCGGUCAGAUCGUUGGCCUCUAUAUCAAUGGUUGGGUCUCGGAUCAUUUUGGCUACAAGAAGACUAUGCUUGGUUCUCAAUUUGCCAUGAUCUGUCUCAUCUUCAUCCCGUUCUUCGCCCCAAAUAUUCAAACCAUCCUGGCAGGCAACACUCUUCUUGGAAUUCCCUGGGGUAUCUUCCAGACUUUGACCAUCACAUAUGCCUCUGAUAUUGCGCCAGUGGUUCUGCGGCCGUACCUCACCACGUAUGUCAACAUGUGCUGGGUAAUUGGUCAGCUCAUCGCUGCUGGAGUCCUUCGUGGAUUCUUGGGCAUGCAGUCUGACUGGUCGUAUCGGAUUCCAUACAGCCUGCAGUGGAUCUGGCCUCCCCUGAUUAUCCUUGGCACAUUGUUUGCCCCAGAGUCUCCCUGGUGGCUCGUUCGCAGAGGGCGCCUAGCCGAUGCCAAAAAGUCACUCCUGAGCCUUACAAAUGCCAAGUCUGAUGUCAAUUUCGACGUAGAUGAUCAAAUUGCACUCAUCAAGGCUACCGAUGAGCUUGAAAAGUCCAACGCCGAGGGAACAAAUUACUGGGACUGUUUCAAGGGCGUCGACUUGAGACGUACCGAAAUUGCCUCCGUCUCUUACCUCGCUCAGGCUUGGUGUGGGACGUCUCUGAUGGGGUACUCUGUUCAGUUUUAUGAGCGCGCCGGUCUCUCUACCGACAACUCCUUCAAUCUUAACAUUGGACAGAGUGCCAUGGGUCUGGUCGGCGUUGUACUUUCCUGGAUUCUCAUGGGUAGAUUUGGCCGCCGACACAUUUACCUCACCGGUCUUGCCACCCUGCUUGUCAUCCUCACCAUCGCCGGUGGUCUUGGUUUCGCCGACCCAUCUCUGGCCGGACCUUCAUGGGCCAUUGGUUCUCUCCUACUCGUUUACACCCUCGUCUACAACACAAUGGUUGGUCCUAUCUGCUACUCCCUGGCAGCCGAAAUGCCCUCCACUCGACUCAAAAUCAAAACCGUCGUCCUGGCAAGAAACUUCUCCAAUAUUGCCGGUUUCCUCAACAACAGUCUCAUGCCCAAAAUGCUUGGCGUUAACUCCUGGAACUGGGGCGCCAAGUCUGCUCUAUUUUGGGCUGGCUUCUGUCUUGUCAUCCUAAUUUGGGCGUAUUUUAGACUUCCUGAGCCAGCUGGACGGACGUAUGGUGAACUCGACGUCCUCUUUCAUAACCGCGUUAGUGCCCGUCACUUUGCUAAGACGCGCGUCGACCAGUUUGCAGAAGGCAAUGUCCAAAUUGAGACUCAUCCAUAG